GCUCUUUGUGCACCACCGAUUCUGGCGGUAAGCUCAUGUUCGUCAAUGUUGCCCCGGAGGAUCAUGAGAUAGUUGGCCCAAUGCUUCCUGGUACGGAUUCUGUUGUCACCUGCCAUACAUUGAGGACACAAGACAUGGUGUGGGAAGAGAUGUUCGUCGUCACAUCUCAUGAAAUAUGGGGUUCCAAUGCCUCUCUCUCAUACAAUGCUCUGAUGUUUCCUCUUGUGAGUGUGGCCAAGUCAAAUGAGCUAUACUUUCUAUUGCCUGAGAAAGGGGAGCGUGCAAUUGACAAGGUUUCGGUGAUUGGUGUUGAUACUAUUACCAAGCAUACGGAGAUUCAUCAGUACAUUAAAGGAGAGGAAGACCUCGGGGGUGAAGAUGAUGACAUGGUUAGGCGAAAGUCCCAUCUUCUCCAUCCCUUUGUUCCCUCCGAGUUUCCAAAGUUUUUCUGGCCUCACCAGUUAAGGUGUGUUGAAGACUACCAAGACGAAUUGACGAAAUCAAGCAACCAGGUCUCUGAUGGCUGUUGCUGUGUGAUGUAGGAGUGUAUUAGUCAUAUGAUCAGAUGGUUAGGUUCUUUGUGGUGGAACCAACCCAUCUAGUUUCAAGUCCCAGACUUCACAUGGAUGCUCUCAUAUUCCUGGAUUAAUUUCAGGCAUUCCGACAAUGUGCGUUCAGUGAGAGACGAUGUCCCUGUCGACUACGAGGUGCCUGCAGUGCCUCUGUCAAUCUCAAGAUUUGUCGGCCUCGGUCUCUCGGAGGUGCUCACAGGUGUGUGGUGUGUGUGUGUGUGUGUGCGCGCGCGCCCGCGCUCAUGGAGAUGGUGUACAUGCGUGUAUAUGACGAGUGUCUGCGUUUGUACAGUGUUUCCCAAAGAAAAACAUGCAGUGAUGGAUUUGGGUAUUGGAUUGUAGUAAUUGCCAAGCCUAUGGCAUGGGGUAACUGCCAGGUUAUCUGGGUGUUGAAUAUAUUAUCAUGAUCUGAUUAGUAA
This is a messenger RNA of Triticum dicoccoides, 991 nucleotides long. RefSeq lists its product as uncharacterized. Bases 36 to 542 code for a protein of 168 amino acids. The record is from RefSeq and is a predicted model, not a curated record. The transcript is spliced from 2 exons. NCBI's taxonomy places the organism in Eukaryota, Viridiplantae, Streptophyta, Magnoliopsida, Poales, Poaceae.